This is a messenger RNA of Cotesia congregata, 153 nucleotides long. Lineage: Eukaryota; Metazoa; Arthropoda; Insecta; Hymenoptera; Braconidae. The record is from the annotation of a GenBank genome assembly.
AUGGUACUUUACUUGGUCUUUCUGUUUAUGUUCGGCUCCGUACUGACCCACUCACUCUUGGCUACCACCCGCUUUAUGCCAAGCUCUGUUGCUCACUGUCCUGCUCCAUCUACGGUUUUACGGUGUCAAAGGAGUGUGCUCGACAGAUAUUGA